Molecule: messenger RNA, 1453 nt
Organism: Magnolia sinica
Lineage: Eukaryota; Viridiplantae; Streptophyta; Magnoliopsida; Magnoliales; Magnoliaceae
Product: protein trichome birefringence-like 31
Exons: 5
Coding region: 79-1335 (418 amino acids)
Cellular component (GO): Golgi apparatus
Molecular function (GO): O-acetyltransferase activity
Source: RefSeq, a predicted model, not a curated record
AAGACACCCACCAAAAUAAUAAGAAAACCCCAAAAAUGAGAAAAACCAAACUCAAAUCUUCUAACACACUGACCAGAAAUGACACCACCCUCUUCAUCAGAUCGCCGGAUUCUGUCGCUCUUCCCCUUCGUUCUUGCCUCCCUUCUCUUCAUUGGAACGUCUCGUCUGGCUAUAGAGAACUCUCGAGCAAUCAACGGCCGAAGACGGUCCUAUCCCACAUAUUCCAAGGGGAGAAUCACAAAUGCCAGAUCUUUAACUAAUUUUUCCAGAGAUGAACCUCUUUUCAACGGAUGCGAUGUUUUCGACGGGAGAUGGGUGUUGGAUGAUGUAUCGCGUCCUCUAUACAAAGAGGAGAGCUGUCCUUACUUGACUAAACAGGUGACUUGCCAGAGGAACGGAAGGCCUGAUUCUCUCUAUCAGAAGUGGAGGUGGGAGCCUUAUGCAUGCGAAUUGCCCAGGUUUGAUGCACUGACUCUUUUGGAGAUGUUGAGAGGAAAAAGAUUAAUGUUCGUAGGGGACUCGAUUCAGAGAACUCAAUGGGAAUCCAUGGUAUGUCUCCUUCAAUCCGUCAUCCCUGAUGGAAAGAAAUCCGUCCACAGAAAUCCCCCAAUGAAAAUCUUCAGAGCUGAGGAUUACGACGCCUCCAUCGAGUUCUACUGGGCUCCUUUUAUAGUACAGUCCAAUUCAGACAACACCAGGAAUCACACCGUCCAUAAAAGGCUCGUCAAGCUUGAUUCCAUAUCCAAACAUAGCGACCGUUGGAAAGGAGUCGAUGUGAUGGUGUUCGACAGCUAUGUAUGGUGGAUGUACAAGCCUAUCAUCAACGCAACAACUGGGCGUCUUCACAAUGUCCAAGAAUACAAUGUUACUACUGCUUACAGAUUAGCAUUGAAGACAUGGGCCAAUUGGUUAGAAUCCAAUAUCAAUCCUACCACACAAAAGGUGUUCUUCAUGAGUAUGUCUCCAACACAUCUGUGGAGUUGGGAAUGGAAGACUGGAAGUGAUGAAAACUGUUUCAAUGAAUUCUAUCCGAUCUGGGGAUCGUCGUAUUGGGGGACCGGUUCUAAUAGAGAUAUAAUGGGAAUAUUGAGAGAUGCAUUGAAAGAGCUGAAGAUUAACGUUACUCUUCUCAACAUCACUCAACUAUCCGAAUUUCGAAAGGACGCGCACACAUCAGUUUACACGGAGCGGAGAGGAAAGCUCUUGACCAAGGAACAGAAAUCUGAUCCGAAGAAUUAUGCGGAUUGCAUACAUUGGUGUUUGCCUGGAGUCCCUGAUACAUGGAAUGAGAUAUUGUAUGCAUUUUUGUUGUAUGAUUAUCCUCAAUUUAGUUGAUCAUGAGUCUUUGGAAUCUAACCAGAGGAGAGAGAUUUUCAGCGUUUUUGUUGCAAUUUGCCCACCUGCAUGCAAUUAUGCCAAUCUAGACCGUUCAAAUAGUGGAUCCCAUAAUGAA